Messenger RNA from Erpetoichthys calabaricus (reedfish), 1566 nucleotides. Its product is annotated as serine/threonine-protein kinase pim-2-like. Gene Ontology annotation, cellular component: cytoplasm. The record is from RefSeq and is a predicted model, not a curated record. Bases 1 to 1563 code for a protein of 520 amino acids. The transcript is spliced from 9 exons. NCBI's taxonomy places the organism in Eukaryota, Metazoa, Chordata, Cladistia, Polypteriformes, Polypteridae. Gene Ontology annotation, biological process: regulation of mitotic cell cycle; negative regulation of apoptotic process; protein autophosphorylation. Gene Ontology annotation, molecular function: ATP binding; protein serine/threonine kinase activity.
AUGAGUUACAUACGCAAGACAUUUAGGAAAUGGAAAAAUAAUAAGACCGCUAAUCGAAACCUGGAGAUGAAGCAGUUACAUAUAACUUUGGAAGAGGAGAUGCAGAAGAUCAAGAGACACCUUGAUCUUAAGAUCGAGCAUCUCCGAGACGAAACAAUAGAGAAACUGAACCUAAUGAGGGAAGAACAACAAGCUGAGCUACAAGGCCUUCAAAAAGUCUUGACCAAAGACAUAGAGGAGGUCCAUCAGCUUUUUCAAGUACAAAGGAAUUCAGAGCAUGCAGUAUCUGAGCUACAGCUAGCGGGACUUUCCGUUGUUGCAGAGUCGGCCUCUUAUGCCAUCUCAGCGGCAUCAGGUGCAGCUGUGAUGUCUGAACUAAUUCCCAGGGUGUUGGUGGUACAUCUAGUUGUGUUUCGGGUGGUGGAAGUGCCGGUCUCUCUGUCUCAGACUCUUUAUCUGAACUGGAAAAUUGAUUUAUGUACUCAUUGGGUGGUUUGUUUAUGUUUUGUUUCUGUUAAGAAUGAGCAAAGGAGAUCAGAAGAGGAUCAAACACAAGAAAUCAAAACAGGAGAUAACACUGAGCCUUCCAGUCCAUUUGUGACAGCAGAUGAAUUCAAUAAGAUCGAGGGGCUGCAAGAAGAACUUCCAAUCCCUGAGGCAUGUCCUGCAAAAUACAGUUCCUCCUCUCACUCAAACUCAGAGUCUGACAACAUCCAUGACUGGAGAACCUUCCUUGAUGACUAUGAUGUUGUAUCUCUACUUGGAAUAGGAGGAUUUGGAGAAGUAUAUGCAGCAAGAAGGAAAACUGAUGAUGUACCAGUUGCCAUCAAAGCCAUGAGCAGAGAAACAGUGGCAGAGUGGGUCCAGUUUCCCAAAGAGUCACAGCCAAUCCCUAUUGAAAUUGCUCUAAUGAAAAUGGUGUGCAGGGUUCCAGCUUCGCCCAGGAUCAUCCAGCUCUUGGAUUGGUGUAUCAGCCCCUAUGACAUUGUGCUCAUCCUUGAGCAUCCCAAGCCCUGCAUUAACCUGCUUGAUUUUAUUGUGGAACGCCGAGAGUACCUGGAGGAGCAGUUUGCACGACGUAUCUUUCUGCAGGUUGUGGAAGCUCUCCAACACUGCCAAGCCAGAGGGGUAUUCCAUAGGGAUGCAAAAGUCGAUAACUUCCUUAUCCAAAGCCCUACAUGCCAAAUUAAGCUGAUUGACUUUGGGUGUGGAGCUCUGCUGCAUGAUGGGGAAUAUACAAGCUACAGGGGCUCCCGUAAAUAUGCCCCACCGGAGUGGUUUACUAAACUGCGUUACCAAGCCCAACCAGCCACUGUGUGGUCACUAGGUGUGUUGCUUUAUAUGAUACUUUGUGGGAUUAUGCCAUUUGAGAGGAAAGAGGAGACUAUCAGAGGAAAAGUCAAAUUGCCCAGGAAAGUUUCCAGAGAAUGCCUGAAUUUGAUUAAGCGGUGUCUUUCCCUCAAUCCUAAAGACCGUCCUUCUUUAGAGGAGAUUCUUAAACAUCCUUGGAUGAUGCGAGAUGAAAACAUGAGGCCUUUCGAAGUUCAACAAUCUAGUCCAUGAAGA